CUUGGAACGACAACUCUGCGUGGAGAUUGUCCGCUAGGCAGCACGCUCUCUCGCGGUAUUUUUGUUGGUCAACAACAAUGUCGGAUUCUAGUUCCGAUGAAAGUAGUGAGAGUUGGACCCCGUAUUGUGAACGGGGUGAGUGGAGUGAUGUAGAGCCGGUCCCACAAGAUGACGGACCACACCCUGUCGUCCAGAUUGCAUAUUCUGAUAAGUUUCGUGACGUGUACAACUACUUUCGAGCUGUAGUUGCCCGCAAUGAGGUCAGUGACCGUGCCCUGGAGUUGACGAAGGAUGCAGCAAAACUCAACCCGGCCAACUACACCGUCUGGCACUACCGUCGUGAGUUGCUGAAGCAGUUAAACAAGGACCUCAGAGAGGAGUUGACCUACAUCUCCAAGAUCAUCACACAGCAUCCCAAGAACUACCAAGUCUGGCACCACAGACGUGUGAUCAUUGAACGUCUCCAGGACGCCUCCCAGGAGCUCGACUUCACGAGCGCCGUCCUGAAGGGGGAUGCCAAGAACUACCACGCGUGGCAGCACCGUCAGUGGGUGGUGAGAGAGUUUGACCAAUGGGACGGCGAGCUGGAGUACGUGGACAGACUCCUGCGGGAAGACUUCAGGAACAACUCCGCCUGGAAUCAGCGAUACUUUGUCAUCAACCACACUAGUGGCUUUACAGAUGAUGUAAUUGACAGAGAAAUCAAAUUUACUCAGGACUAUAUUAGGAAAGCACCCAACAAUGAAAGUGCAUGGAAUUACCUGAAAGGGGUGUUGAUGGACCGUCAGCUGCAGAACUACCCGGCAGUGUUGGCGUUCUGCCAGGGUCUGUACGAUGAUCGCUACCGGUCGCCGUACCUGAUUGCAUACAUGAUCGACACGUACGAGGAGAUGUUAGAGCAGGGAUGUGACAACCAGGCGGACACACUGAAGAAGGCGGGAGAGCUGUGCGAAUCCCUGGCCAAUGAGUACGACCAGAUACGAGGCGAGUACUGGAAUUACGUGUCACGCUCAUUGAACUCCAGGUUCGGACUCGAAAACAAGACACAACAGGCCCAGGCUGCCUCAUAACUGUCAUCUUCCUACCAUCUCUGUGGCAACCAGCCUCAACGCUGCGCUUUACAGUCUGAUUCUUUUCGAUCCGUUUUUGUGGAUCAUCAUGUAAAAUAUUGAGACUGCAGACUGUUGGUUUUCGCUCUCCAUGUUCAGUGAAUAUUGUUUUUAUGGGCUUUAACAGCUGUAAUCUUUUUUAUUGGGAUGGUAGGGAUUUCAAUAUAAGUUAUCCUUUUUGGUUUAUUACAAAUGUUUUAAUUUGUUAUAUAUUGUAAAUGUAACAAUGUUUUAUUGUACCUGAGAGCUUUCUUUCUUUAAAAUGUACAUGUCCAAAACAUAAAAAACUAUUCAUGUCCCCGAUGUUUUUAUUUCAAGUAGGUUUAUUGUUUUCACACAUCACAUUUAUACUACACUAGAUCUUCAAGUGAUUAUUCUUAAAGUAUGCAUUAAAAUUUACUUCAUUGUCUUCAUUAUUGACUGAUAUACAAGAUGUAAUAAUAUUCUUACCCUGUAAAUGGAUUGUGUAAGAGAUAUAUUGAGAUGUGCUUAAAAUCCCUAAAUGGAAAUGUUAAUUUUCAUUUUGAACUUGAAUAGAAAUAUUUGAUUACCUGUGGUUGCGGCUGUUCUUUGGUAUCAUCCUGGUACACCCCACACAUGUUUGCAUGUUGUUUUUGUAUAAAUAUCCCAGCGUUUAUUCAGCAAUAAAUUACACUGAAUUACGUC
Messenger RNA from Dreissena polymorpha, 1775 nucleotides. RefSeq names its product protein farnesyltransferase/geranylgeranyltransferase type-1 subunit alpha-like. Lineage: Eukaryota; Metazoa; Mollusca; Bivalvia; Myida; Dreissenidae. Gene Ontology annotation, biological process: protein geranylgeranylation; protein farnesylation. The transcript is spliced from 7 exons. Gene Ontology annotation, cellular component: CAAX-protein geranylgeranyltransferase complex; protein farnesyltransferase complex; cytoplasm. The coding region runs from base 78 to 1070 and encodes 330 amino acids. The record is from RefSeq and is a predicted model, not a curated record. Gene Ontology annotation, molecular function: protein farnesyltransferase activity; CAAX-protein geranylgeranyltransferase activity.